Molecule: messenger RNA, 1681 nt
Organism: Exophiala oligosperma
Lineage: Eukaryota; Fungi; Ascomycota; Eurotiomycetes; Chaetothyriales; Herpotrichiellaceae
Exons: 1
Coding region: 47-1483 (478 amino acids)
Biological process (GO): replication fork processing; resolution of meiotic recombination intermediates
Cellular component (GO): FANCM-MHF complex; Fanconi anaemia nuclear complex
Molecular function (GO): chromatin binding; protein heterodimerization activity
Source: RefSeq, a predicted model, not a curated record
GUCUCAACACAACCACUUGAUCACGACAACGCGCCACCAUAUCAUCAUGUCUUCGCGAAAGCGAUCGCUGGCCGAACUGUACAAUUCCCAGACACCAGCGCGACAUGCUCCCUCGACACCGCAUGCCCUCCAUGCCCUACAACAACGAAGCGGCGCAAAGACACGGUCGCAUCGGAAAAGAAGGGCCUUGAGCGAGGACUUACGACCGGACUCUGUGAGAGGAAUUCUGCGGCGCCUCGCAAAGAUCACAGCACCUGUAACGAAGAAGACUGUACCCACUCCUGUAACUGCGCGGGGUAAAGAAAACCAGGGACCUGAUCCAGACGGGACCGUCAAGGAUGGACUGAGGAGGUCACAAUUAUUCUUGGACGUGGAUGACAGUCUGGACGAUAUUCCGCUGCCCGUCCACGAGGAAGAGGAGGACAGCGAGCUUCCUGUUCCACCAACACCAUCAAUACUUCCGGGCGAUGAUGUUGACCACAAUUCCGAAACCCAUCAUGACCCAACGAUCACAUUCAAGUCUAUUGACUUCGCGGCCGCUAGCAAAUCUCUUGCAGAUGUUGAUCGUCGCAGGUCCAGAAUGUCCAUUUUCAGUUCCCAUCAACAAGAGGUGGGAGACGACGACGACGACGCUACAAUUUUGACUGAAAUCGGGAGAAGAGCAAUCAGCGAGGAGCCUACCGGUCGACUCUCACGUUACAGUUUUGGCAGCAUUAGGAUGAGCGACUUCGGCUCUGAACUAGAGAUCCGCAGAGAAUCAGGCUUUCACGACCACACAAACACCGGCAAAUUGUUGCAACCACACGGCGAGUUAGCUUUUGAAGAUGAAUCAUAUGAUGUUGGCGGAGAGACAGAACAUUUGAAUCAAUUGCAGAAGUCCCCAACCCCGCCUGCAAUCGAUGAGAGCACUAUGAAUAUUCCAGGUUUGGACCAGAGCUUCCAAUUCGAGCUGGUCGACACAGAAGCGGCUGCCAGCCAUGCCCACCGGGAUCCGACAAUAUUGGUGGGGGGCACACCAUCUAUACAGUCGCCGGGCGAUAAUAUGUCGACGGGAGCAUCAUCUGGCCUAGAAGAAGCGUCUCCACAUCCGGAUCCGGACAUAGAAGUAGCACUGGCGCCACAAACUCGUCGGAAAAGAGUGAAGAUGACACGGCAUGGAGAGAUGGUCCCUGCAGUCCCAUCAAGCCUGAUCAAAAGGGUGGCCAUUGAUUCCCAGUCACGGCUUGGCAACCGUAAACCUAAGCUCGGAAAAGACCAUAUGAAAGCCCUAGAGCAAGCGACAGAAUGGUUCUUUGAACAGAUCGGCGAAGACCUUGCCGCCUAUUCGAACCACGGUCGGCGCAAAAAGCGAGUCGAUCGCAGUGACGUUCUCAUGCUGAUGCAGCGACAGAGGGUGCUUCAGGGCGAGGGUGAGCUUCAUAAAGCUGCUCGCGAACUGCUCCCAAAAGAGGCGCUGGCCGAGUUUGAGGAGAAUGGAGAGUAAUUUGAUGAACGGGUUUUGAUGGGGUUGUCACCAAUUGGUGACAUGCCGGACUCGUCGGGCUCUGUCCACAGGUUUCUUUUUGAGAAGCAUCCACAUCAUCAGUGUGGUGGCGGCAGAUAAUGAGUACCUAAUGACUUGAUGAGAGAUGAAACCACUGGAUACCAAACAUGGCAGACUUACCAUGUGAAUAUAUACUGG